Molecule: messenger RNA, 1485 nt
Organism: Brassica napus (rape)
Lineage: Eukaryota; Viridiplantae; Streptophyta; Magnoliopsida; Brassicales; Brassicaceae
Product: phytyl ester synthase 2, chloroplastic
Exons: 5
Coding region: 658-1014 (118 amino acids)
Cellular component (GO): membrane
Source: RefSeq, a predicted model, not a curated record
AAACGGCUUGCUUCUUUGUGCUCGAUUGAGGAUAAGAUCCUCCACGCGGCGCUUAGAGAUCCUUUCACGUUCUUGUACGCGAUUGAGAGGAGGUUUCGCUCUUCCACCGUAAGCGCCUCUGUUGGAGUGGCGUCUGUGACGAAUAGCUCCAUGAACUGUACCAUCUACUCGUAACGCUCCGCUUGCUCGGCGAGCUUUGCCACGUAAACGUACUGGUCUCUUCUUAAUUUCACCGUUGCCAUUGGAGAGAGAGAGAGUUAGGAGAGCUUGGGAAACGAGGAAGAAAGAUUGCAGAAGCUGCGAAGAAUACAGAGACCCUUGCCAUAAACUGAUGGCAGCACUUUGAGUUUUUUUUUUAUCUAUUUCAUAUCAAUAUUUUUAUUGUUUAGAACUUGAAAUUAUAGUAUCUUGGAUGAAUAUUAACAAAAGAAAAACUUGUUGGUGUGUAGACUACACAGUGUAGUUGAAUAAUGAUAAAGCUUUUGUCGUAUGUGAAAAUUUACAUUCUAAUCAAGCAAACAUCACAGUAGAAAAUGGGUUUGAGGAUGACUAGCAAACAAGUUUAACUGUUUAUGUGUGAGUUCUGUAGUUUGUAUAUGUGCUGUCUGCUUUGUAUAUCGUUUACUUGUAGGAGUCUAAGAAUGACUGAAGAAAGUGAUGCAUGUAGAAGAAGCUAAAGAGAUGGCUGUUGAAGAAGCUAAGGGGUUGAAUCAGGUCGUUGAAGAUGCUAAAAUGUGUACACAGUUAAAACCCAAACACUUAUACUUCUCAGUGGACGUGAUCAAAGAAGACACUGAAAGACUCCGUUGUGCAUUGCCAAAAUGUGAAGUCCUUGAGUUUGUGAAUAAUGGACAGUUCCUCUUCUUGGAGGAUGGGGUAGAUAUGGCGACUAUUCUUAAGAUUGCAUAUUAUUAUCGACGUGGGAAGAAACUUGAUUACAUUUAUGAUUACACUCUGCCUACUCCUUUUGAGCUCAAAGAGUUUGAACAAUCACAAAGUGACUCAGAUUGCUAACCGCUGUUGUUCUCGUCUUUCUCUCAACUCUAGUCAACGGUACAAUAGAAAGAACACUUGGAGGAAUACCUUUAAAGGGACCGGUUCUGUAUGUUGGCAAUCACAUAUUCCUUGAUCUUGAACUGCGUCCAGCAGCAAUUCAUUUCUUGAAAAAGAGGAACAUUAUCUUCUGUGGCCUGGCACAUCCUCUGAUGUUUGCCAAAAAGAUAGGCUCAAAGCUCCCUGAUAUGCAGAUGUUCCUCACAGUUAGGAUAAUAGGCGCAGUUCCUGUCUCGAAUAUGAAUUUCUACAAGCUGCUUCGUUCAAAGGCUCAUGGGGUGUUGUAUCCUGAAGAUGUCUGUGCAGCUUUGCACAGAAAAGUAGUUAACAGUUUUUGUUUUCUCCAUGUAUGGCUUUGACACAUUUUCUGUAGAUCAUUUGUAAAGGAUAAUAAAUCAUUUACAGGACUUUAUAAAUAUCUGUUAAUCAUUA